CGCCCUCAGUGCUCUGGGCUGAGAUGGACCUGAGUCCUCCCAGUUCCUCUGUCCAGGGGCUGAACCUGUCAGACCCCACUGGUGGCCAGUGCCUGUGCUGGGCCUCUCCACUUGUUUUCUAGCAGUAGGGACAGAAAGGGAGGGGCCUGGUGGAAAGCAGAGCCGGGCUGGCAGUCCCUGGGGUCACCAUCCAUCAGCACGAGGUGGCGACGUCGCUCUCCCAGAGACAGGCACCCAUCGCCCAGGCUCGCAGCCUGUCCGCUGGCGCUUGGAGAAACACCUUUGCUGCCUGCAGAGGGAUGGGUGAGGUGGCCAGGAGCGAGUGUCUGUGGUGGCACUGGUCCCAUGGGUGCUGGGCUGCCCCUGCACACCCCCAAUACUCACUGUCCACCGUCUCUUGUUAGAGCCCCGUUCUUCCUCUGCUUCCCGAGCGCUCCCGCAGCUCCGCCCGGCUGCCGGGGUGUGUUGUGCUGAGCUCACGGAAACGCGGCGCUAGAGGAGCCCCAGGGCUGAGCUGCUCGGCGUGGGGGGCACCCCAUCACCCCGUUAUUGUGAACUGGCGGCCCCAGGUAGUCCUGCUCCGGGCAGUGCCUGCCUUUAGCCCGGGUGCAACAGGGAGAGCCAACUUGAGGUGGCUGUGAUGUCCUGCCUGUGUGAUUCCCCAGCUCCUGGGCUGGGGGCUCAGCUCUUGCAGACCCCUGCAGGGUCCCGGGUGCUCCCAGCACGGCACCAUCCCGGAGAGGCAGGGAGAAUAGCUCGAGUGCUGGCAGCGGGGCUGAGGUUACCCCAGCAAGGGCUGCAGGCACUGGGGAGGGAGGAAGCCGUGUUGGGCAAUGUGCAGGGGCUGGGCGUGCUCUGCAGCAGCCCUGGGUGCUGCUGGCACUCUUGGACAUGCCAGAAGCUUCGGCGGGGAGGACUGCAGCUUGGCAAGGUCCUGGGGCGUGUAACGCGUCUCCUGCCUCGUUUGGCAAUUCCGUUUGAGUGCUCCUUGCUGCUGCGCGGCUCCCUCGGUGCAGCCUCCUGCUGAUCAGCCCCCGAGUGCCGAGCGUGGCUGUUGUCGGACAAAGCUGGGAUCAGGGAGGCCCUGAGCACGAGGGGAGAUGAUAUUUGGAGGAUCAGCAAGCUAAUGCAGAGAGCGAAAUGACUGAGAGAGCCCGUGGUGUGCUGUACCUUGCUGUGUGCUUGCCGAGGCUGGGGGAUCCAGGGGUGGUGUGGGGAAGGACCCUGAUGUUGGGAGGGCUGUUGGUGGAGGAGGACACAGCCCCCGAUGCUGCCACGGGGCAUAUGGGGGCACGUGGAACAGUUUCACAGCCCCCUGCUGUCCUUGUGGUCACCAGUCACCUGAAGGAUCCCAGGUUUGGAUGGAGAUGCUGAGCGUGGCCCAAACCCUCCGUGGCAGAACCCAGAGAGCAGAACCCAGGACCUCGGUGUCUUCCAGAACAUUCCCCAGAAGGGCCGAUGCAGGCAGGACAGGCUGGGCUCCAGCCAGGGGACACGUGGAGCAGGGCACACAAGGUGCGCGGCGGGUGCAGGUACCGCGGGGACGCGCGUGGCAGGAACCAGCUGGCAAAAACCUGCGUGGUAGCAGCUUCCGAUGGCAGCAGCAGCCCCGACUAACGGCUUCUCGCGGCUGGUGGCCCGAAAAACCCCUGCCUUUGGAGCUCCCCAGCUCCGGGGGUGCUCGGGGGCGGCUCCGGGGGCGGCUGCGGAGGGGUCGGGGCGGGGUUUGCGGGUUAGGGCCGCGCCCGGCCCCGCUCCCGGCCAUGGCCCCGCGGAGCGGCUGCCGGAUGCCCCCCUUCCAGUGGUGCAGCGGGUGCUCCUGCAGUCUGGGGCUGAUUGAUCCCAGUAAACCCUGCACGAUGCCUCCCAUCACGUUCCAGGACCUGCCACUGAACAUCUACAUGGUCAUUUUUGGCACCGGCAUCUUUGUCUUUGUGCUCAGCCUCAUCUUCUGCUGCUACUUCAUCAGCAAACUGCGGCACCAGGCGCAGAGCGAGCGGUUCGGGUACAAGGAGGUGGUGCUGAAAGGUGAUGCCCGGAGGCUGAACAUGCACGGGCAAACCUGUGCCGUCUGCCUGGAAGAUUUCAAGGUGAAGGAGGAGCUGGGGGUGCUGCCGUGCCAGCACGCCUUCCACAGGAAGUGCCUGGUGAAGUGGCUGGAGGUGCGUUGUGUCUGCCCCAUGUGCAACAAACCCAUGGCCGGGCCCUCCCCGCCCCGCAUCGGGACUUUACUGGAUGAACUGGUUUGAGCGGCUCCCUCUCCUGCCUGGGUCCCUCACCCCCCCCAAGGACUGUGGGUCCCCCCCGGGGAACGGGGGGGAUGGAUCCCCAAGGAUUCGGCGUUUCCCAGCUGGGAGUUUGAACUCGUUGCUCUGUCCUGGGGGGACUCGCUCGGUUUGUUCUGUUCUUGUGACGGGCUUGGCAGGGACCGGGUCGGAGCCGCGACCCCCGGGGGGGGAUCCCUAUGGAAAUCUGACACCCCCCCCCCCUUUGCAGAGAGUAUUUUUGUACCUGACCCCCCCACCCCCCGGCGCGAAGGGUUUGGUGUAAAAUGAGGAUUAAAGGGACGAUUUCUCA
Molecule: messenger RNA, 2577 nt
Organism: Apus apus (common swift)
Lineage: Eukaryota; Metazoa; Chordata; Aves; Apodiformes; Apodidae
Gene: RNF122
Product: ring finger protein 122
Exons: 7
Coding region: 1362-2249 (295 amino acids)
Biological process (GO): ubiquitin-dependent protein catabolic process
Cellular component (GO): endomembrane system
Molecular function (GO): ubiquitin protein ligase activity
Source: RefSeq, a predicted model, not a curated record